AUGGGGGAAUCAGUCAAUCAUGAGGAUUCAUCAUUUCCUCUUACGGCUACAGAUAGAUGGGUUUUGUCACAAACGGAUGAAGAAUUCAAAUUACAUGAUUGGGAUGACUUAAAAGAGAUCAUAGCGACAAAUAACCUCUCAAUCCUCAAACGAAAACCUUCGGACCUACGUCGAUACAUAUCCUGGUCUGCAGCUACCAAAUCUGAGUAUGGAAGUAUGAUGAAUUAUAUCCUCCAACAUCGACUCCCAUGGGGCUCUCCACCAUUUACCUAUAUUUCCUCAGUCCCCUUCAAAACUCCAUCGGAUUAUAAGAUUCUACUAAAUGACUGGCCGUAUGGUCUCUCCAAGGAUGUUACUCAUUUCGUAGUGUGGUCUAAAACACCCAUCGCUACCGACAAUGAGAAUGGAGACGUCACGGAUGAGAGCAGAAGAAUCAUUGAAGAUUUUGUGAAUGGGACAUUUGGUGAUCGGUUGAGUGGCAACAAUCGAGUAAUGUGGUUCAAAAACUGGAUCGCAUUGCAGAGUGUAAGGGCUCUAGAGCAUAUCCAUGUCCUAGUCAGAGAUGUCCAGAAAGAUGAUAUUAAGUUCUGGACGGAAAACAAGGUAUAA
Sclerotinia borealis F-4128 is the source of this 609-nucleotide messenger RNA. The record is from the annotation of a GenBank genome assembly. Lineage: Eukaryota; Fungi; Ascomycota; Leotiomycetes; Helotiales; Sclerotiniaceae.